CCAAACUUACAUGCAUAUCCCUGCUUGGUGUCACUGCUCAAAGGGCGUUUACGUGUGGCCAACAAAAAUGACUGCUCAAUUCACGGUGCAGAGAGCUUUCUAAGAAAUAGAGUUUUUGAAGAAUGUAAUCUAACCAUGAAGAGAAAAUGA
Molecule: messenger RNA, 150 nt
Organism: Bipolaris victoriae FI3
Lineage: Eukaryota; Fungi; Ascomycota; Dothideomycetes; Pleosporales; Pleosporaceae
Exons: 1
Source: RefSeq, a predicted model, not a curated record